Messenger RNA from Oncorhynchus gorbuscha (pink salmon), 1715 nucleotides. Its product is annotated as clathrin interactor 1-like. NCBI's taxonomy places the organism in Eukaryota, Metazoa, Chordata, Actinopteri, Salmoniformes, Salmonidae. Gene Ontology annotation, molecular function: phospholipid binding; clathrin binding. The record is from RefSeq and is a predicted model, not a curated record. Bases 1 to 1623 code for a protein of 540 amino acids. Gene Ontology annotation, cellular component: plasma membrane; endosome; clathrin vesicle coat. Gene Ontology annotation, biological process: endocytosis. The transcript is spliced from 10 exons.
AUGGUCCAUAGCACUAACGUGGUGAUGAACUACUCUGAUAUCGAGUCCAAGGUGCGAGAGGUCACCAAUGAUGACCCCUGGGGUCCCUCUGGACAGCUCAUGGGAGAGAUCGCCAAAUCCACGUUCAUGUACGAGCAGUUCCCUGAGGUCAUGAACAUGCUGUGGACCAGAAUGCUGAGGGACAAUAAGAAGAACUGGAGAAGAGUUUACAAGGCCUUACUACUAUUGGCAUAUCUCAUCAGGAACGGAUCGGAGCGAGUUGUCACCAGUGCGAGGGAACACAUCUACGACCUUCGCUCCUUAGAAAACUACAAUUUUGUUGCUCUACCAGACCCUCAUCCCAAGUUCUACCAGACCCUCAUCCAAAGCUCUACCAGACCCUCAUCCCAAGUUCUACCAGACCCUCAUCCAAAGCUCUACCAGACCCUCAUCCUAAGCUCUACCAGACCCUCAUCCAAAGCUCUACCAGACCCUCAUCCUAAGCUCUACCAGACCCUCAUCCAAAGCUCUACCAGACCCUCAUCCAAAGCUCUACCAGACCCUCAUCCAAAGCUCUACCAGACCCUCAUCCUAAGCUCUACCAGACCCUCAUCCAAAGCUCUACCAGACCCUCAUCUAAAGCUCUACCAGACCCUCAUCCAAAGCUCUACCAGCUUUGACAAACGUCACUUUAUUUGCUUCAGUGUUGACUUCCCCUUUAACUGCUUAACCCUGUCGCUAUGGCCAAUGAGAGCGGGGGAAAUGUUUGACUCCGGGCCCAAGGGGAAGUGGGAUGAGGACUGGGACAAGAGCAAAGGAGCCUUCCCCUUCAGUGAGAAGCUGGGAGAAAUCAGCGACAAGAUCGGCAGCACCAUCGACGACACUAUGAACAAGUUCCGCAAGAAUGAGAGGGAUGACUCGCCCGACAGAAUCAGUCACAACGAGGAGGACACCGGCCGGCCGGUGUCUGGGUUAGGGAAGCUGUCGGAGUUCAGAGACGAGGAGGAGACUGUUACGACCACGAGCAUCCAGAUCAGCCAUGCAACGGAGACCACCACCACACGCAAACGUGGCGGCAUCCGCUCCAAGACCGUGGACCUAGGGGCCGCUGCUCACUACACAGGGGACAGGGGCAGGCUGGACGCAGACAACGGAAAGACGUCUGCUAGCCAGUCUUCAAGCAGUGGCCUUGCAGACCUUCUUAUGGUGGACGCUGAGUCCAGUCAGACUGCACCAGCAGGUGGAAGUUCAGACCUCAUCUGUGAUUUUGCUGACUUCUCCUCCCCAGCUGCCUCAGCCAGUCUCCCUUCAUCAGCCGGGUCAGGGUCCAGUGGGAAGGGUGAGUUUGGGGAUUGGAAUGCGUUCUCCAGUCUGCCGGCCCCCACCCCACCCUCAGUUGACUUAUUUGACCUGAUUGGCUCCAAUCACACCUCCCUCACCGCCUCCCAAAGCAUUACCUUCUCCAUGUGUGAUACCCAGAGUGUGGGUGUCGCCAACACCGACCUACCCAUCUCCAGAUCACAGGUACAGGUGGCUCACAGGACUCCUCCUCACUACAUGAAACAUUGUUAUAGAUGGAAGUGCCUCAUUAUCAUGGAAGAGGUCUACGUUGUGAAUAUAAAGGAUGUUCUUUUGUAUAUAUAGUGUAUGUGAACACCCCUUCACAUCAGUGGAUUCUGCUAUUUCAGCCACACCCGUUGUUGACAGGUGUAUAAAAUCGAGCACACAGCCAUGCA